CACUCACGCUGCUCUCCGGAGUUCCAGGCAAGUUCAGCAGCUCCCAGCGACCCGUGCAUCCGAGCUCCACGGCCCGAAGGGGUAGGUCCAGGGGAUCUGGAGGAGGUAGCACUACGGGGAAAAGUCAAAAGUCAGGGGUCAAAGGUCAUUCCAUGUCUGCUACUCCGUGCCCUUUCACUCCCCUCCCCCUCACCCAGUCGCUCUGUCUCCAUCAUUCUGGAGCCACAGCAGCUGCCGAGCAGCCCGGAAAUGCUGCAAGCAGUCCCUGCGAGGUAAGCCCCGCCCCGGAACGGGCGGAAGUAGAGACAACUUCCGGCACGGCCCCGCCGAGAGCGUGAACUAUCGCUGCGGAGGGGCAGACCUGGACCGGUGGAAGGCCGGGCGGAAGUGCGUGCCUGGGGCCGCCUUGGUUACCGCGUUUUCCGCCCUUAGCUACGUCAUCGUUGUGAGCCCGCUAUCAGCGGCCAGCGCGGGCGCGGCCGGAGACCGUGGGACCCGCGGUUGCCGCCCCCUCAGGUAAGGCCCUCUGCUUCUCACUCUUCGGCCCCUUUUUUCAUAGCCCUUUCUCUCUUCUUCCUCUUUGAGUUGCUCUGAGGGCGCUACGCUGGCUCCACCGCCUUCUCUGCCGUUCGAACCCCGCGGCUGUCCUUACCCCAGCGAGGGUAGGGGGGUCGGGUGCCAUCGUCUUGCCGACGGAGUGGGUGUUUGUCCCUCCCUGAGCCACAUGGUUCCUCGAGGAGCCACCAUGUUGGUGAUACCCCCCGGACUGAGCGAGGAAGAGGAGGCUCUGCAGAAGAAAUUCAACAAACUCAAGAAAAAGAAAAAGGCAUUGCUGGCUCUGAAGAAGCAAAGUAGCAGCAGCACAACCAGCCAAGGCGGUGUCAAACGCUCACUAUCAGAGCAGCCUGUCGUGGACACAGCCACAGCAACAGAGCAGGCAAAGCAGCUGGUGAAAUCAGGAGCCAUCAGUGCCAUCAAGGCUGAGACCAAGAACUCAGGCUUCAAGCGUUCUCGAACCCUUGAGGGGAAGUUAAAGGACCCCGAGAAGGGACCAGUCCCCACUUUCCAGCCGUUCCAGAGGAGCAUAUCUGCUGAUGAUGACCUGCAAGAGUCAUCUAGACGUCCCCAGAGGAAAUCUCUGUAUGAGAGCUUUGUGUCUUCUAGCGAUCGACUUCGAGAACUAGGGCCAGAUGGAGAAGAGGCAGAGGGCCCAGGGGCUGGUGAUGGUCCCCCUCGAAGCUUUGACUGGGGCUAUGAAGAACGCAGUGGUGCCCACUCCUCAGCCUCCCCUCCCCGAAGCCGCAGCCGGGACCGCAGCCAUGAGAGGAACCGGGACAGAGACCGAGAUCGGGAGCGGGAUCGAGACAGAGACCGAGAGCGGGACAGGGAUCGGGAUCGGGAUCGGGAUCGAGAUCGAGAUCGAGAUCGAGAUCGAGACCGGGAACGGGACAGGGAUCGUGAGCGGGAGCGGGAUCGAGACCGAGACCGAGAGGGUCCUUUCCGCAGGUCGGACUCCUUCCCUGAACGGCGAGCCCCUAGGAAAGGGAAUACUCUCUAUGUAUACGGAGAAGACAUGACGCCUACCCUUCUCCGUGGGGCCUUCUCUCCUUUUGGAAACAUCAUUGACCUCUCCAUGGACCCACCCAGAAACUGUGCCUUCGUCACCUAUGAAAAGAUGGAGUCGGCAGAUCAGGCCGUUGCUGAGCUCAACGGGACCCAGGUGGAGUCUGUACAGCUCAAAGUCAACAUAGCCCGGAAACAGCCCAUGCUGGAUGCCGCUACUGGCAAGUCUGUCUGGGGCUCCCUCGCUGUCCAGAACAGCCCUAAGGGUUGCCACCGGGACAAGAGGACCCAGAUUGUCUACAGUGAUGACGUCUACAAGGAAAACCUUGUGGAUGGCUUCUAGGGAACAGAGCUGGAUUCCUUGUGCCUCAUAUGCCCCAAUGCUGGUCUCAGUAAAACACUGAGGUGGAAGCUUACACAUCUCCCUCAGCCUCUGGUUUUUCAGCACUUGGGAUUGGGGUUAAGCCUUUAAAAAUGGGUGUCAGGUUUGAUCUCAGUGUAACAACAUGGCCAGUGCCCGUUCCCCACUCCCUUGCCCCAAAAGGAUCUGGAAC
Messenger RNA from Mandrillus leucophaeus (drill), 2117 nucleotides. It is a transcript of the gene NELFE, whose product is annotated as negative elongation factor complex member E. Lineage: Eukaryota; Metazoa; Chordata; Mammalia; Primates; Cercopithecidae. Gene Ontology annotation, biological process: negative regulation of transcription elongation by RNA polymerase II. The transcript has 11 exons. Gene Ontology annotation, cellular component: NELF complex. The coding region runs from base 725 to 1906 and encodes 393 amino acids. The record is from RefSeq and is a predicted model, not a curated record. Gene Ontology annotation, molecular function: RNA binding.